This is a messenger RNA of Oryctolagus cuniculus (rabbit), 1141 nucleotides long. The record is from RefSeq and is a predicted model, not a curated record. NCBI's taxonomy places the organism in Eukaryota, Metazoa, Chordata, Mammalia, Lagomorpha, Leporidae.
UCGCAGACCAAGCAUGUCCUGGCCCUUUGAAGCUGGCUUCCAAGUUGUUCUGCCCCUGCAGAGGGUCCAACUAGGUCAUAUGUAUAACCCCUGGGGACUCAGGGGACCCUUCCUUGUAUUGCCCACUCAGCAUCACCAUGGAUGGAGAGACCAUCGCUUGUGCUGAUGGCUGCCAGGCCAUCGUGGACACGGGCACCUCUCUGCUGGCUGGCCCCACCAGCGCCAUUUCCAACAUCCAGAGCUACAUUGGAGCCUCUGAGAACUCUGAUGGCGAGGCAAGUCCAGCCCCAAAUGCUCUCUUCUAGACUCAGGUGGUGGGAGUACCAUGAGCAAGGAAUGAACCCCUUCUAACCCCCACACUCACACCUUCCAGAUGAUCGUCAGCUGCUCAUCCAUGUACUCCCUGCCCAACAUUGUCUUCACCAUCAAUGGAGUCCAGUACCCUGUGCCCGCCAGUGCCUACAUCCUGGAGGAGGAUGAUGCUUGCAUUAGCGGCUUCGAGGGCAUGAACCUUGACACCUACACUGGCGAGCUCUGGAUCCUGGGUGACGUCUUCAUCCGCCAGUACUUCACCGUCUUCGACCGUGCCAACAAUCAGCUGGGCCUGGCUGCCGCAGCUUAAGCACACAGCUUUGAAACCACUUGCAGAAAGAUUUGGCCUCAGUCCUGCACCACCAUUGGUGGACAGAAUUUUCCUGAUUGUUCUUCCUGAAACACAGUCACCUUCCAACAGAAGUAGAUACUUGGCCCUGUUCCCAUUCACACCCAUAACACAGAAUAAAAAUAGCUGAUAAAAAUAGGUUUGUGGCUCCUUCUCCUAACUAGAAUGUCUCCUCCCAUUGCUGGGGUCAUAACACCAGGCAGACAAGCAGAAAUGAACACGCCCACUAGGACAGCACCAAACACAGUGACAUUUCAUAACAGGCCAGAAGCAAUCAGAGAGAGAGGCAGCAUAAGAACACAAAACACUGAAUGGGUGAUCGGGAAACACACUGUUGGGUGCAUUCAAAAGCAGGAAUGAUUCUAGGGGGAAAAAAACAUUGAAAGGCUGGUUGCAAAUUCUGUAAAUAGGUUAAAAACUACAGAAUCAUACACUCCAAUGUGUAAAUGGUAUUGCAUAGGAAUUCUAUCUCAGGAAAGC